Molecule: messenger RNA, 2655 nt
Organism: Mixia osmundae IAM 14324
Lineage: Eukaryota; Fungi; Basidiomycota; Mixiomycetes; Mixiales; Mixiaceae
Exons: 2
Coding region: 1-2655 (884 amino acids)
Source: RefSeq, a predicted model, not a curated record
AUGUCAUACUUUGCUCAGUACCCUCACAGACGGUCUGCCAACAUCGACGACCUGAACUCUCAGCAACAUGGCUCGCCUGGCCCAAGCACACAACAGCAUUGGAUCGCCCAGAGUACAGCAGGCAGCGAGGCCUUGUCAGGUGAGCCAGUCGUCCUCGCUCCCGUCAGACGACGGCGCAGCACGAGACCGCGGACGCACUCGCCUGGCGUUGCCAAUGGCGAUCCCACGCCAGAGUCUGAGCAUCAGCAGGGCGACUCUCCGAGCCCGGAACCCGGCUACAUCAGCCUGACACAAGCUCAGCUAGAUCAGAUACACGCCAGCAGGCGGUCCAGCGCAAGUCAAACUGCCAGGACAGCCCUAGCACGCAAGAAUAGCGCCAUCUCGUCGUCUGCCACGCCAAGCACGAGCUCGCCUUUCACCUCGUCUCAAGCGCCGACGCCCGCUCUAUCGGUUUCGCAGUUGUCGACGACCUCUGCGCGCAACAGGUCACCCCAGCUCGCCAAUGGUCAGCUCAAUUCAGAUCUCAAUCGGCUCGCCCUCGCCGGACAGCCUCAGUUUGGCAAACGCACACGACAGCUCUCACCUUCGGCUAGCAAAGCGAGUGGCCAAGACGAGCCUGUCGUUUCUGCCUACACGCAGAAUGACGAGCUGGCCAGCGAGUUCGUCAAGCUCACUGCAUCCAUGGACAUGCCCUCGAACAACGUAGAGAAACGUAAUCCAGGCUUAGGCUUCGUCAACCCAACCCAGACCCCAUCUCCCGAUCUGCUAUCGCCUCGCACAGAAUCACGCUCGCCUCGGGCUGCAGGCUCUGCCGCUAGCUCGCCUGCCAGCAUGACUGCACCCAACUUGUCUUCAGCACGGGUCCUACCUCAACGCCCCGCCAUCUCGCCCCGACUAUCCUCUGCGGCUCGCAUGAACAGGAAAGGAACAGGUGCCCUUUCACCUGCCAGUUCUCCGGAGAAAUCGCCCUCCGCAACGCGGUCACCCUCACCGCCCCCCGCGACCGCACACGCGCCGAUCACUGCACCCAGCGCACCGUCGCCAGAGCCGGUCCCUGUCACCAACCAGAUCGCAAGCCGUGCCCGUUCGCUGUCUAUCCUCGCAGUCUCGCCUCGUCGAUCAGCCGAAGUGAUCUCACCGUUCAGUGACACGUCCUCGACCGAGCAUAUGAGCUUCUGUACAGCUGCGGAGUCCAGUGCCAGCGGGACAGCUAUACCUAGCAUCACAGACAUCAUCAAUCGCCAUAAAGCUGCUCUGCUGGACAGCAACGGAAAAGCGCAAAAAGCCUUGCCAUUAUUGCAGCACUUCCCAAGCAGCACUAACACUCAGCUAGGCUCGGACUCGGCCACUAGCCUCAACGACCACGGGGAUACCGUGCCAGACAUACUGUGUGCGCUCGACAGCGACCCCUCAAGCAAGGCGAAGGAAGAAGUCGCCCGAUUCAUUCGAUCGUCGCGCCUGACCCGAUUGCUUCAGCUCGAGUGCCCUCCUCAUCACGGCUUGACGAUAUCCCUGGCAGAUGUUGGCGUCCCCGAAGGACAUCCGGUGCUCGUCUUUCUUGGCUUGGGUGCGGUGCGGUACCUCGUCGGGCUGUAUGACGAGCUUGCACAGGCGCUUGGCCUUCGGCUGAUCUGUGUCGAUCGCUGGGGCCUCGGUCGCUCAAGCAAUAUACCGGUUGCGCAGCGCGGGUUGAUACCGUGGACAUCUGUCAUGGUAGAAGUGCUCGACCGCCUCGACCUCCCUCGCGUAAGCUUGCUCGCUCAUUCUGCCGGUGCACCUUACUGCCUCGCCACGAGCGCAGUGCUCGCUCAAACCGAUCGACUAUCAGGCUCAGUGCACCUGUUGGCUCCUUGGGUUGCUGGUACUCCCGACAGCGCGUACCGAUGGCUGAAAUACGUCCCCUCAGGCGUCAUUCGGACAGCACAGGCGGCAGAAUGGCACGUCCAGACGAUGAAGUUGGGCAAGCCCCCCGAGAUACAAAUGAGAGGCAUUGGCUAUGUCAAGCCAUCUAGCUCGCUAGGGGUAGUCACUGCCGAGGCCGAGACUGCCAGUCCAAGAACGAGCGCAGAAGGCCGUAGGCGAAGCUUCCGGAAGUCUUUCAGUUUGAAGAGUCCACCAAGUUCGCCUGCGCCGGACAAUGAUCUACUCGAGUCGUCGCCGCCUUCGAAGCCUCGAAGGAAGCGCUCUCUGAGCCUUGGCAAAGGGAGCAAAGGGAGAUCGAUGUCGCGUCGCUCGACCGAGCCAAUGCCUGAAAUGCCCACCUCCUCGUCGAUGAGCUCAAUCCAGAGCGGCGUCUCGAUGCCCACCCGCCGUACUUCCCACAAGGCUAAACCUGCCGCGCCUAUAUUCGACACCACCGAAGCUCUCAUCAAAGCAUCGCACGCUGAGUCACAGGGCAGCAGCAACGACCUGCUUGUAUUGCUCGACGAGCGCAGACCGAAAGGCUUCGAGUAUGCCGAGCUUGCCUGUCCCGUCAAGAUCUGGUACGGCGAGAAGGAUGAUCGCAUACCCGUGUCGAGCAUCCAAUGGCUCGCUCAGACGUUACCUCGAGUGGACGUGAGCCUUGUGCCUGGAGCGGAUCACAAUCUCAUGACUUCCUACAACGUGCUCGUGGACGCUCUGGAAUCCAUCGCCAGCGAAGCCGGCCUCACUUGA